UUGAUGCCAUUUUGAGAGUGAUAUGUUAAGACAGCAAGUGGCCCUCAUAAGAAAACGGGACAAAGUUAAAACAGCAAUUUGACAGAUGUUAAGACAUAUUUAGUAGAAAAUGGAGACGUGGGGUAACGAAGUUCCGUCGGAAUGCUUACAGUUAGCAAUCGAAAAAGGGCUGCCCAGUAGCUCGUUUCUGUAACUAUUCUCUACCAAAGCGAAUUCGUAUAUGAAUUCGAAGCCCUGUUCUCUACUGCUAAUGAGUAGUAGAGAAUGACGUAAUAUUCUCUACCAGUCGAGAAGUAAUUGGUAGAGAAGCGUUACAGAAACGAGCUACAGAUCUAUAAGUGGCAGCUCGUUUGGCGGUAUAGUGCGACGCUUCUUGUUCAGAACUCAUGCGGUUUUUGUGGGGACAUUUAACCUGCAAUUAUAGCAGAGUGAAAUAAUGGAAUUCCAAACUCUCAUCAUUAAUGCAUAAUUAGGUUCUGGGAAGGAUUAUUUCUAUAUACAGACAUAUGUACAUAUGUAUGUAUGUAUGUAUGUCCUCGCAUAUUUGCACUAAUCUUACAAGUUUAUUCGUUUUUUGUUUUCUUUUUUGCAGCAACAACAUGUCUUACCUCUACACCCAUUGUGGUUGUCCGGUGUCUUCACCACUCACGCCUACAUUGGCCAGCAUCUGUGGUGGCAGCGCCUACGUGCUCUUCAUGGGCCUGCUCGAGGUCUUCCUCCGCUCGCAAUGCGAUAUUGAGGAUCCCUGUGGUCGUGCCACUCCAAGAUUCCGAUCGGAACCCGAUAGUGAAUAUGAUUUUGUUGUGAUUGGUGGCGGUACUGCUGGUUCGGCUGCUGCUGCGCGUCUCUCCGAAGUAUUUCAUUGGAAAGUGUUACUCAUCGAAACGGGUGAUGACGAACCAAUUGGAUCACAAGUGCCUUCACUUUCCUUAGAUUACAUUGGGAGUGACAUUGAUUACAAAUAUAAAACUCAACCGGAGAAGGUAGGGUGCCUUGGAGAUGCCAAUCAGGCGUGCACUUGGCCUCGUGGCAAAGUAUUGGGCGGCACAUCUGUGAUAAAUGGUAUGAUGUACAAUCGCGGCAAUCGGGAGGACUAUGACAAUUGGGCAUCCUUGGGUAAUACCGGUUGGUCGUACGACGAUAUAUUGCCGUUCUAUAAGAAAUCUGAAAAUAAUUUGCAAAUUAAUGAGGUUGACACCGCUUUGCAUGGCAUCGGUGGACCGCUACCAGUUUCACAUUUCCCCUACAAUCCACCAUUGUCUUAUGCGAUCUUAAGGGGUGGUGAGCAAUUGGGCCUUGACGUACGAGAUUUGAAUGGCUACAAUGCCACCGGCGUCAUGAAAGGUCAAAUGGCCUCACGCAAUGGCAUACGUCAUAGUGCUGCACGUUCAUUCUUGCGUCCCGCACGCAACCGUAAGAAUCUUCACAUUCUACUUAAUUCCACCGCUACCAGAGUGCUCUUCGAACCGAACAGUACAAUCGUUAAUGGUGUUGAAUUGAUCGAUAGUAAUAACAAUACUAUCACAGUAUCUGUGAGGAAAGAGGUGGUCGUCAGCGCUGGCGCUUUGGACUCACCAAAAGUACUAUUGCUUAGCGGUAUUGGACCAGCUGACGAACUAGAAAAAGUCAACGUAACUGUCGUACACGAUCUGCCCGGUGUUGGCAAAAAUCUACACAAUCAUGUUUCCUAUUCACUAACCUUCUAUGUUAACGAAACCAACACUAACACUCUAAAUUGGGCAACCGCAUCGGAAUAUCUUCUCUUCCGCAAUGGUCUGCUUUCUGGCACUGGUAUUGGUGAUAUGACCGCUAAAUUUAGCACAAAAUACGCCGAAUCAUCCAGAGGACCCGAUAUACAAGUCUUCUUCAGUGGCUACUCGCCUAGAUGCUCCGAUACCGGUGCAAUUGGUGAGCUUCGAUCGAACGGCUCGCGAUCCAUACAGAUGUCCCCCGUCAAUGUGCAUCCCAAAUCACGUGGAUCCGUUACACUCGCUUCCAAUAAUCCCCGUGACAACGCACUAUUUGUCGCUAACUACUUAUCCGUGGAGCAGGAUGCAAAAACACUCAUUGAAGGCAUCAAGUUUGCUAUCAAAUUGGGAGCUACUCCAGCGCUCCAGGAAUUCGGUUUGAGUCUGGAUGAGACUCCGGAAGCGGGAUGUACAUCAUACGACUUCGGCACGGAUGAAUACUGGGAUUGCGCUAUACGAUACAAUACUGCUCCCGAGAAUCAUCAAGCGGGCUCCCUUAAAAUGGGUCCAGCAAACGAUACCUUGGCUGUGGUGGACAAUGAGUUGCGCGUGUAUGGCGUGCAAGGUCUUCGUGUUAUGGACACAUCCAUCAUGCCAGUCGUAACUUCGGGCAAUACGCAUGCGCCAGCUAUAAUGAUCGCAGAGAAGGGUGUCUACCACAUCAAGCAAUCUUAUGGCGUCGUAGUGAAAUCGAGGACCAAUCGCAGCCACAGGGGCCACCACAACUAAGUCCAAAUUAUUAUAAUUUAACUAUAUUGAAAAAU
This is a messenger RNA of Rhagoletis zephyria (snowberry fruit fly), 2512 nucleotides long. Its product is annotated as glucose dehydrogenase [FAD, quinone]-like. Lineage: Eukaryota; Metazoa; Arthropoda; Insecta; Diptera; Tephritidae. Gene Ontology annotation, molecular function: flavin adenine dinucleotide binding; oxidoreductase activity, acting on CH-OH group of donors. The record is from RefSeq and is a predicted model, not a curated record.